UAGGGUACUAAAACCGAUUCGUAUGUGAAUUUCAAGGGUUCAGUAGCAGAUUGUAGAAGCUUAAAGCCAUAGAGUAGUGAAUUGAGCCAGGGCCUGUUGUGAGGGCAUGUUCCUUCCAACAGAUGUGAAGUAGAUUUGCCAUCGGUACUGAACGUUUCACCUUGUAUACGCUACAGAAGUUUGUUUCACUGUACCUGUUGCACAAGAUAUGAUUAUAUCAGUCAACUCGUUGUUGGACAUGACAAAGACAAAUGGGACACAGGCAUAUUUUUUUUUUGAGACGGCUUCAUCACAAGCCCUUCUUAGAUCGUAUUUGACUUAGUUGGAUUUCAACUUAGUCUGAAUUCGACAUCUGAUAUUUUGGUGUACAAGCAGUGUUCGACGGGAUGGCAGACACCAAAUCGAGUCAAGAGGUUGACCUUAUUCUGGAUAUACUAGAUAUUGUCGGGACCGUAGUCUUUGCCAUCGAGGGUGGACUCAGUGGAGCGCGAGAAGGAUGUGACAUCGUCGGGAUGAUCAUCUUUGCCUUCGUAACCGCGUGCGGGGGUGGCACAGUGCGAGAUCUGAUCCUGGAUCUUCCGGUUUUCUGGAUUUCCAAUGCACUGUACCUCUACCUGAGCAUGGCGGCUGUGGUGCUAGUGUAUAUAGUGUCUUUCUUUAAGGACCUGAGUGUCUUCCCCCCGUUUCUGAUGAUGUUGUUGGACGCCAUUGGGCUGGGUGCCUUUGUUGUCAUGGGUGCCACCAAGUCUCUGCAGCUGGAUCUUCCCAUUCCCACGUGUAUCUUCAUGGCUGUGCUGUCCGGUGCGGGCGGGGGUGUCAUCCGUGACACUCUGAGUGGGCGCAUUGCAACCGUUUUUAAAGAGGAUGUAUACUGUGUAUCAGCGGGGCUGGGUGCGUUCAUCUACUCUCUGUGCUGGAAGCUAAUAGACAAUCUCGACGGCACAGGCCUCAUCAGUUUGACAGUGUGCACCAUCCUACUCGUCACCGGUGUUCGAAUUUUGGGUUACGUAUACCACGCGAAGCUUCCGAAACCGAAACAGGUCCUUCGACAGAUGACCAGGCCGCUAUCAUACAAGAAGUCCGGGAUCACUACCAACGACAGCCACUCCCAAUCGGGCGGCAGCGACCAGCCGCGGGAGCCUGAGGGAUUUCUGAUUGAAUCUCAGGUGUAUGAGGAUCUGGAUCGGGGCAUAGACAUGCUCAAUGAUAUCAUGCGCCAGCGCCUGCAGGACAGAGAAGUGCUGCGGCCGGAUAAGAGUGGUCUGGACGGGUCUUUAAGGCGAGAUAUGGCGUUUAUGGGCCCACGAGAGGCCGUACGCCGGCGGUUGCAAAGUGAGAGCAGCAAUAUGACCCUGAGCCACACCAACGAUGAUGGCGGAUCACGCAUCAACGAGGAUCGUACACUCGCGGCGCGGAUGGGGUCAGAGCUCAACAUACCGAUGGGCACAAUCAACAGACAGCCGUCGUCUGGCAGCGCUGGGUCGUAUGCGACGGGGGUGUCUGUAUUCUCGGCAAUGCCGGAUGAAUACGACGGUAUGGACAAACGCCGCGUAUCGUUUGCCGAUGAAGCGAUCGGACCGCCGGGAAGUCCGCUGAGGCUGAAUGUGGAUGUCACUACUCCCGAGAAGAGCAGUCUCUUUGGGGAUGGUAUAGGUAGUAGUAAGGCAACAGAGAGUAAGGAGAAAAUGAGUACGGGCGAGUCACAACUGGAUAUGGUAGAUCAGAUGUACACGAGCGAAGACAGGAGUGAGGGUGGAGAGGAGCUGCCGGCGAGGCUCAGCGAUAUCUUAGAGAGCACGCCGUCCGUAUUGAAACUGACGAAGGGCCCCGGCCGACGGAAUCUUAAAUAAACAAAUUAUAGUAGUAUAAAAAAUAAAAGAUUGUUUAUUAGAACACCC
This is a messenger RNA of Sphaeroforma arctica JP610, 1898 nucleotides long. RefSeq lists its product as hypothetical. The coding region runs from base 387 to 1850 and encodes 487 amino acids. The transcript has 5 exons. Gene Ontology annotation, cellular component: plasma membrane. The record is from RefSeq and is a predicted model, not a curated record. NCBI's taxonomy places the organism in Eukaryota, Ichthyosporea, Ichthyophonida.